Molecule: messenger RNA, 2681 nt
Organism: Apodemus sylvaticus (European woodmouse)
Lineage: Eukaryota; Metazoa; Chordata; Mammalia; Rodentia; Muridae
Gene: Lhx4
Product: LIM homeobox 4
Exons: 6
Coding region: 1-1173 (390 amino acids)
Biological process (GO): regulation of transcription by RNA polymerase II; neuron differentiation
Cellular component (GO): nucleus
Molecular function (GO): DNA-binding transcription factor activity, RNA polymerase II-specific; RNA polymerase II transcription regulatory region sequence-specific DNA binding
Source: RefSeq, a predicted model, not a curated record
AUGAUGCAGAGCGCGGCUGUCCCCGCGGAGGGGGCUGUCAAGGGGCUCCCGGAGAUGCUCGGUGUGCCGAUGCAACAGAUUCCCCAGUGUGCUGGCUGCAACCAGCACAUUCUGGAUAAGUUCAUCCUGAAGGUGCUGGACAGACACUGGCACAGCUCCUGCCUCAAGUGCGCAGACUGCCAGAUGCAGCUGGCUGACAGGUGCUUCUCCAGGGCCGGGAGCGUCUACUGCAAAGAAGAUUUCUUCAAGCGCUUUGGCACAAAAUGCACAGCCUGCCAGCAGGGCAUCCCCCCGACCCAGGUGGUCCGCAAGGCUCAGGACUUUGUCUACCACCUGCACUGCUUUGCCUGCGUCAUCUGCAACCGGCAGCUGGCCACGGGGGACGAGUUCUACCUUAUGGAGGACGGCCGGCUAGUGUGCAAGGAAGACUACGAGACAGCCAAGCAAAACGAUGACUCGGAGGCUGGGGCUAAGCGACCGCGGACCACCAUCACUGCAAAGCAGCUGGAGACCCUGAAGAAUGCGUACAAGAACUCUCCAAAGCCUGCCCGCCAUGUGAGGGAGCAACUCUCCUCCGAGACAGGCCUGGACAUGAGAGUGGUACAGGUUUGGUUUCAGAACAGAAGGGCCAAGGAGAAAAGGCUGAAGAAGGACGCUGGGCGGCAUCGCUGGGGGCAGUUCUACAAGAGCGUCAAGAGGAGCCGGGGAAGCAGCAAGCAGGAGAAGGAGAGCUCUGCAGAGGACUGUGGGGUUAGUGACAGUGAGCUGAGCUUCCGAGAAGAUCAAAUACUCUCAGAACUUGGCCACACCAAUAGGAUUUAUGGCAACGUGGGGGACGUUACAGGCGGACAGUUAAUGAAUGGGAGCUUCACCAUGGAUGGGACAGGACAAUCCUAUCAGGACCUGAGGGAUGGGAGCCCCUAUGGGAUCCCCCAGUCUCCAUCCUCCAUAUCGUCCUUGCCAUCCCAUGCUCCCUUGCUGAGUGGGCUGGAUUACACGGUGGACAGUAAUCUGGGCAUCAUUGCGCAUGCAGGGCAGGGAGUGAGUCAGACACUGAGAGCCAUGGCUGGGGGACCCAGCUCUGACCUCUCGACAGGAAGCAGUGUAGGCUACCCAGAUUUUCCAACUAGCCCAGCCUCUUGGCUCGAUGAAAUGGACCAUCCUCCUUUUUAGACUUUCCUCGCCACCUUUCUUGUCCUGCUGGCAUGAGAGAAUGUCUUCAAGGGUCAAAAGUAUGCCAAUGUGAAUUUCCAUUAUUUUCAAUGGAAGUCCUCCGCCGGUUCCUAGGAGGCCCAGACCACACUAGGAUACUGCUUUCUUGGGAAGAGACAGGAGAGCAGCCUCAUCUCUACCACAGCACAGGGGUGGACAGCCUAGAACUCUAAGGAUGCUGGCUUGUUGGCUCCCUCCCCUCCCACCCUGCUUAGAGGCUUUGGCUGCUCAGUGCUUGGACAGCACAAGGUGACCGUGACAGGCCACCUUGGCCUUUGGGAACUCUGCUCCAGCUGGUGCAUCUCACAUUUGGUCUCCCAAAUCACCCCUCUCACCAGAACCAGGAUUCCUGAUGGGAAGGCACCAUGGCACCCCCGAGAAUAAUAAAUGGUUUCUGGACCACCUUGAUUACACACUAAUUUUCAAAAUAAAGUCAGUUAUUAAAGGCUAGUAAAAACACUGGUGGCCACAGUUUGAUGUUAAAAAAAAAAAAUGACACCAUCCCAUUCUGUUUGCUGCUGUGAAAAUAGGGACUCUUUCCCUACCUGCCAGUGCAACCCAGAGUCGGUCUGGGUUUAAAAAAAAAAAUCUUGUCUGUAUUGUUGAACCCCUGAUGGCAAGAAAUGGCGUCCGCUUCAAGUGACUCUGAGAGGAGAGCCUGAGUGACUCUGAAUCUUCCCACGGGGUCUGAUGAGUCCUCUUGGUGCAGAGUGCCUUUUAAUCUGCUUACAUCCUUUGCUCCCUGAGACAGGCUGAGGGCUACAAAAUAAUCAAAGCUAACCCGUGCAGAGGCCAAAAUGACAAUCAGUGAAGACAUUUGUAGAUACAUUUGGAUUUCCAACAGGCAGGUUGGUCAGCCACACUAGAAGAAGUUAGUCUUCCCUGACAAUGGAGCAGCCAUGGAGAGUUGGUUUUGAUGAAUUUCCCUUAAGAUGAGUAUCCUAAGGCUAGUCUCCCUUAAAACAAUAGCUUCCUCUGCUGUACCAGCUGGUUCUAGUUCUGUUGCUUCCAGGGACCAGCCUUACAUUUUUUGUUUCCUGGCUUACCUUGGUUUGGUUUGGAAGAACAAACCAAGUUCUCUGGUUGGACUCCUGCCACGCCACAGCCUCCAGCCCCACACCUAGGAAGCCCUGGCUCUCUGGCCAGCCCCAGUGCAGGGACCCUCUGCCUGCAAGGUUGGCAGUUGCUGCUUUACUGAACCUGCAGUAAGAGGCCAGCCUGGCUCUCAGUCUGUCACUGAGGCUGCACCUCUGGUAGACACAGCUGUGAGUGGUGGCAACUGUCACCGGUGUGGCCCACUUCUGGUCAUCAGGAAAUGCUCCGAUUUCAAAAUGGGAUUUUAGCCAGCUGGAAUUCAUUCCCACCUCACCUCUCCCCCCCAGGGAACUGGGUGAUUUCUUCUGGCCUCACAUUCUUUUAAACAAGACCUGAGAGGAAGGAAAAGGCACGGCCUUUCUUUUACAUGAAGU